Cucumis sativus (cucumber) is the source of this 2017-nucleotide messenger RNA. RefSeq names its product cytochrome P450 71A1. The coding region runs from base 197 to 1735 and encodes 512 amino acids. Lineage: Eukaryota; Viridiplantae; Streptophyta; Magnoliopsida; Cucurbitales; Cucurbitaceae. The transcript has 2 exons. Gene Ontology annotation, molecular function: heme binding; iron ion binding; oxidoreductase activity, acting on paired donors, with incorporation or reduction of molecular oxygen. The record is from RefSeq and is a predicted model, not a curated record.
CGGCCGUGUAGCAGAGUAUGGAGACAAGCUGGCGAAGGACAGUCUUGAGCAAUGAGAAAUUUUAAAACACUCCUAAUUCUUCUCUGAAUUAUCCAAGAAAUUUCACAACCAACUUUUUAUAAACAUUGGAACAACGUUAUCAAAUUUAUAUGUGAGAUUGAUAGAGAGAAGGAGAAGGAAGAAAGGAGCGUACACAAUGUUCAUCCUUCCAUCUCUCACUGAAUCCUUCACCUCAAUCUUCACAUUCAUCUUCUUCAUUUCUCUUUUCAUUCUCCUUCUAAUCCCCAAACUCAAAUCAAAACCCAAUCAAAAUCUCCCACCAUCCCCACCUAAACUUCCUCUAAUCGGCAACCUACACCAGCUAAAUCACCAUCCCCACAUCUGUUUCCGCCGCCUAUCCCAAAAGUUCGGCCCCAUCAUCCUCCUUCAACUCGGACAAAUCCCAACUCUCAUAAUCUCAUCACCAAAAAUCGCCAAAGAAGCCUUCACAACCCACGAUCUCGUUUUCUCAAGCCGUCCUUUUCUCUUCUCCGCCCAACACACCUUCUACAACUGCACUGACAUUGCUUUUUCCCCUUACGGCUCCUACUGGCGCCAUGUCAGAAAAAUAUGCAUCCUCCAACUCCUCAGCAACAAAAGGGUCCAAUCCUUUGCCUCCAUUCGACAACAAGAAGUUGCUCGUUUGGUAAGCAGAAUCUCCCACUCCAACAAUCAGGUCGAUUUGUCCAACUUGUUAGCGAUGUAUGGAAAUGAUGUGAUCUGCCGAAUGGCGCUUGGGAGGGAAUUUUCCGCCGGUGGUGCGUACCAUCUUCACGGGAUUCAAGAGAUAAUCGAUGACUAUCAGCUUUUGCUUGGUGGGUUCUGUUUAGGGGAUUUGUUCCCUUCCUUGUCAUUUAUUAGUAAGCUAACAGGGAUGAAAUCGAGGCUUGUGAGAACGUUUAAAAGGUUCGAUAAGUUGUUGGAUCAAGUAAUAGUUGAACAUCAGAGUCCCGAGGGAGAGAAACUUGGAGAAUCUAAGGAUCUUGUUGAUGUUUUGCUUGAUAUACAAAAGAAUGGAUCUGAUGAUAGAUUCUCCCUGACUAUGGAUAAUGUUAAAGCCAUUCUUUUGGACAUGUUUAUUGCAGGGACUGAAACGACGUUUACAAUUCUUGAUUGGGGGAUGACGGAGCUGAUAACACACCCAAAGGCCAUGGAAAGAGUACAAAAGGAAAUUCGAAGCAUAGUUGGUGGCAGAAAAAUUGUAACAGAGGGUGAUAUUUUAGAAAUGCAUUAUUUGAAAGCUGUGGUUAAAGAGGUGCUCCGAUUGCAUCCACCAGCGCCGCUUGCACUUCCAAGAGAAACUACAGAAGAUGUGAGGAUUGAAGGUUACGAUAUUCCAGGUAAAACAAGGGUUUUUGUGAAUGUUUGGGGAAUUGGGAGAGACCCAGAAUGGUGGAAGAACCCAGAAAGUUUUGAGCCAGAGAGAUUUGUAGAGAAUGAAGUUGAUUACAGAGGACUGGAUUUUGAGUUCAUUCCGUUUGGUGUUGGAAGAAGGAUUUGUCCAGGUAUUACUAUAGGGAUGGCCAUGAUUGAGAUUGCUUUUGCUCAAAUUUUACAUAGCUUUAAUUGGGAGCUUCCAAGUGGGAUUGAAAUUAAGGAUUUAGAUACGACUGAUGUUGUUGGUGUCACAAUGCAUAGAAAAGCUCACUUGGAGGUUGUAGCAAAGCCUUACUCUGGCUCAUCCAUCUCAAAUUAAUUACUACUUUUCUUGGAGGGUAUUGAAUUGAGGUAAAGCUCAACCACACAACUUAAGGUCGCAUGAAAAAUAUGUGUGUUUGGAUACGAAAUUUGGGUGUCUCCAAUCAAAAUCAAAUGAGAGUUACACCUAAAAUUGGAGAUAUAGAUAGCUCCAAUUGGGUUAGAUGAUAAUAUCAAAUCAAAUAAUUAAAUAUAUUGUAUGAUUGUCAAAAGGUUUAUUACACAGUUAUCAGAGGGCUAUCUGAUUUUAAAUUUAAUCUUCCUUUUGCAAUUUAAAAAA